UGUGCGAAUCAAUCGCGAUGAUGCUGCGGAACGUGUGGCUCCGCCAUGGUGCCUCUGCUCGGCGUCUGCUAUCCACGGCCCCAACCGUAUCGGUGGCUGAAGCUAUGGAACGUUUCCACGAUGUCCCAAAGUUCACGCAGUACCCGCAUUUCUUUCCCGUGAGCAUGUCGCUGCAGGAAUAUCAACAGAAGUUCGAGGACCUGGCACCCAAAGCUCGAUGCACUGAGGAAUCCGUGGCACUGGCAGGACGCGUGGUUGCCAUCCGCCAUGCCAGCAAAAACCUCGUGUUCCUGGAUCUGCAAAGCGAUGGUCACACGGUGCAAGUUCUGUCCGAGGUGAAGCACUUUGAAGGCCGCGGUGAUAACGCUGCUGAUGAUAAAGAGGCGGCAAAGAAGGAGUUUCGAGCGCUGCAUGAGAGUUUACGUCGCGGUGAUAUCAUCGGAGUGAAGGGGUUCCCGGGCAAGUCUGGCAAAGGAGAGCUGAGUAUCAUCCCGAGGCGAUUGGAAGUGUUGGCACCUUGCAUCCAGCCCUUCCCGAACAGCAAAUACGGCAUCAAGGAACCGGAGAUCCGCUUCCGAAAGAAAUACCUGGAUCUAUUGACGAAUCCGGGCGUGCGUCCGAUUUUCGAGACGCGUGCGAAGGUUGUGAGAGGAAUUCGGAGGUACUUAGAAGACCGCAACUUUAUCGAGGUCGAGACGCCAAUGCUGUUCUCGGCAGCAGGCGGUGCAGCUGCUCAGCCGUUCGUGACCAACUCACGGGCGCUUGGCAAGGAUCUGUACCUUCGUAUUGCACCCGAGCUCUUCCUUAAGCAGCUUAUCAUCGGAGGCUUCGACCGCGUAUUUGAGAUCGGCAAAGUCUUCAGAAAUGAAGGCAUCGACGCCACGCACAACCCGGAGUUCACCAUCUGCGAGUUCUACCAGGCUUAUGCAGACUACAACACACUCAUGGACACUGCAGAAGAAAUGAUCUCUGGUAUCGCUAAAGACGUCACUGGAUCGUACAAAAUUCAGUACCCUAUGGACGAGUCUUCGGAGGGCUUGGAGGAUGAGCCUGCUAUGGUGGAGAUCGACUUUACGCCGCCAUUCAAGCGCCUCCCGAUCCUUGAAACGCUCGAGGAAUGCCUCGGCGAGGAGCUACCGGACGUCAAUUCACCAGAUUCAAUUCCGGCGCUCCUGGAGCUGUGCGAGCGCCACAACGUGGAAUGUGCUAAGCCUCAUACAUGCACACGGCUGGUGGACAAGCUUAUUGGACACUUUGUCGAGCCCAAGUGCGUGAAUCCGACGUUCCUGUACAACCACCCGAAGUGUAUGAGUCCGCUAGCCAAGGCGCACCGCGAACAGGAAGGUGUUACGGAGCGGUUUGAGCUGUUUGUUGCGGGUAAAGAGCUCUCCAAUGCGUACACAGAGCUGAACGACCCGUUCGACCAGCGCCAGCGGUUCGCAGCGCAGCAGGCGGACCAGCAGCGCGGCGACAAUGAGGCACACAGCAAGGACGAUGAGUUCUGCACUGCGCUCGAGUAUGGCCUGCCGCCCACAGGCGGUUUUGGCAUUGGAAUCGAUCGCCUGGUCAUGCUGCUCUCAGGCAAGCCCCAUAUCCGGGAGGUGAUCAUGUUCCCGGCCAUGAAGCCCAAGGACGACGUGGAGCAGCCGUGAGCCGUGAGCCGUGGCGCUUGAAAACUCCGCAGCUCGUUGAACUUGGCUACCUUCAACGUGCGAACGGCUCCCUGUUUAACAAUCCGUUACGCACCAAGCAGAAGGAGAUUCGUCAGCGAGGACAUGUACUACGUAGUAGGGAGGCCCCCAGUAUUUUAGGGCUCUAGGCUAGGAUUCCUUUCGAAGGAAGCAAUAGACGCUGAUGCAUUUUAGACGCUGGGCGGCCAACCCUGUCAGAGAC
Messenger RNA from Phytophthora nicotianae INRA-310, 1893 nucleotides. Its product is annotated as lysine-tRNA ligase. The record is from RefSeq and is a predicted model, not a curated record. Lineage: Eukaryota; Oomycota; Peronosporomycetes; Peronosporales; Peronosporaceae. Gene Ontology annotation, cellular component: cytosol; cytoplasm. Bases 18 to 1652 code for a protein of 544 amino acids. Gene Ontology annotation, molecular function: lysine-tRNA ligase activity; tRNA binding; ATP binding. Gene Ontology annotation, biological process: lysyl-tRNA aminoacylation. The transcript is spliced from 5 exons.